Dujonia railenensis is the source of this 720-nucleotide messenger RNA. Lineage: Eukaryota; Fungi; Ascomycota; Pichiomycetes; Serinales; Debaryomycetaceae. The record is from the annotation of a GenBank genome assembly.
AUGUGUGAAGAUACAGUACCUGAGACGCACUUACUAGAGUCACUAGAGCAAGAUAUUCAUAGCAUAAGACCUCCAGGAAAUAUUAGGGUUAGCUCAUGUAACUCGGAUAAGGGGAAUGUUAAUAGUAACAUUGAAAUUGUGCCUGCAAUGGAGACUGAAUUGGAGGGUGGAAGUGCUGAACUUGUUUCCUGUGUGAAAAGUAAUAGCGAUAUUCUUCUAAGCAAUACUAAAACUGAGGCCACUAACAUCCCUGAAGAAGUUUCAAACAAGACAAGCUCUAAUAAGACAAAGAAUAAAAAGAAGAAAAAGAAUAAAAAGAAUAAAAAGAAGAAGAAGAAGAAGAAGAACAAGAUGGCAACGACGACGACGGCGACGACGACAAGCAAUGAGUAUACCUGUCAGAGCCCAGAUGGUCCAUUAGAUUCUGAUAGUGUUCAAGAUAAAAGCUCAGAGACGUCAACCAUUUACUCUUUUGAAAGUUUUGAUAAACUUCGAGUCAUUUUCCCUAUUUGGGCUGACACUAGUACAUUCAUUGACUCUGACACCAAUAUCAGAUCAAUAGCCUGUGAUGAGGAAUUAGAGCCGCUCUAUGAAAAGUAUGAGCGAAUAGCUUCAGAGAAACUAAAGGAAACAGUAACAAAUCGUAAUGAUCUCAAAAAUAUUUUCUUUAAUGGAUAUUUCCCUAGAUCAGAGGAGAUCUUAUGUCUUCAAUUACUCUGA